UAAUAAAAUCAUCAGGACAAGUCAUUCAAAUAUAGGCCUACUUGCGGGGGGAAAAAUGUCUCUCCCCCCAUAACUAUAAGGCUAAUAUCGUCUAGCAUUCUUCUGCCCAGAAGAUGGUAUUCACCCAGUCCGAGAUACGAGCGAUGCGCUGCUGUGUAUGUUUAUUUCACAGCACCUUCCUGUGCACUCAAUCCAAGAUGGCUGCGGGAGAGGGUGGUGGUAGAGCUCCAUGUCUCGGUUUUUCCACUCCCGGGCCUUUGGGCAACGUUCAACCGAGCAACAGCGCUCAUUCCUCGGCUGCCAGUAACGACGGAUCAGCGGAUGGCACGGGAGGGGCACCGGGGGCAGCUGGACAUUCUAAUCCCCAGCCAGGCCCGGACGGCGGUGCAGGCGCCGGCGUUGCAGUGGGGACGCAGCCGAGCGCGCAGAACUCUUCCCCGCAGUCUGCAGCUGAGGGCGCCACGAACGCAGCCAGGGCUGCUGGAAGGAUGUCAACCGCUGCGACAAACAUGACAGCGACAACAACACCAAAUGCAUCCACAGCAGCAGCGGCGGCGGCCGGGACGCCCUCCUCGCUUCCUUCUGCCCCGGCAUCCGCUGCAGUAUUGGUUUACAGGGAACCUGUAUAUAACUGGCAAGCUACUAAAAGCACCGUCAAAGAGAGGUUCGCCUUUCUAUUCAAUAACGAGGUGCUCAGCGAUGUGCAUUUUUUAGUGGGGAAGGGGAUGGGAGUGCAGCGGAUCCCCGCACACAGGUUUGUGCUGGCCGUAGGCAGUGCCGUAUUUGAUGCCAUGUUCAACGGGGGAAUGGCCACCACCUCUACGGAGAUUGAGCUGCCUGACGUGGAGCCCGCAGCCUUCCUCGCUCUCCUCAAGUUCCUGUAUUCCGACGAGGUGCAGAUCGGUCCGGAGACGGUGAUGACGACGUUGUACACGGCGAAGAAGUACGCAGUCCCGGCACUGGAGGCCCACUGCGUGGAAUUCCUCAAGAAGAACUUGCGUGCCGACAACGCUUUCAUGCUACUCACGCAGGCCCGGCUGUUUGACGAGCCGCAGCUGGCCAGCCUGUGCCUGGAGAGCAUUGAUAAGAACACUGCAGAUGCGCUCGCUGCCGAGGGCUUCACUGACGUCGACCUGGACACACUGGUGGCCGUGCUGGAGCGCGACACUCUGGGCGUUCGGGAGGUGCGGCUGUUCGGCGCGGCGGUGCGCUGGGCCGAGGCGGAGACCCAGAGGCAGCAGCUCCAGCCCACCCCCGAAAACAAGCGGCGGGUGCUGGGCAAGGCCCUGUCCCUCAUCCGCUUCCCGCUCAUGACCAUUGAGGAGUUUGCUGCAGGCAUGUCCUCGUCUCUGCAGCGCUGCUUGCUCAUCCCGGCUCAGUCGGGCAUCCUGACGGACAGGGAGGUGGUGAGCCUGUUCCUGCACUUCACGGUGAACCCCAAGCCGCGGGUGGAGUUCAUCGACCGGCCGCGCUGCUGCCUGCGGGGCAAGGAGUGCAGCAUCACGCGCUUCGGCCAGGUGGAGAGCCGCUGGGGCUACAGCGGGACCAGCGACCGCAUCCGGUUCUCGGUGAAUCAGAGGAUAUUCGUGGUGGGAUUUGGGCUCUAUGGGUCGAUACACGGCCCCACGGACUACCAGGUCAACAUCCAGAUCAUCCACACGGACAGCAACACGGUCCUGGGGCAGAACGACACGGGCUUCAGCUGUGACGGGUCCGCCAACACCUUCCGCGUGAUGUUCAAGGAGCCGGUGGAGAUCCUGCCCAACGUCAACUACACGGCCUGCGCUACGCUCAAGGGCCCAGACUCUCACUACGGCACUAAGGGAAUGCGCAAAGUCACCCACGAGUCCCCGGCCACCGGCACCAAGACCUGCUUCACCUUCUGCUACGCCGCCGGCAACAACAACGGCACGUCCGUGGAGGACGGACAGCUUCCCGAGGUCAUCUUCUACACAUAGUGACCCCCCCCCCCCCCCCCCCCCCCCGGCGUGUCCAGUCCUGUAGGGCCUCCUUUUACAGUACCUCUGGUCAUUAUAAUACAGUGACUCCCCCCCCCCCCGGCGUGUCUAGUCCUGUAGGGCCUCCUUUUACAGUACCUCUGGUCAUUAUAAUACAGUGACCCCCCCCCCCACCCCCACCAACCCCCUUCAAACCAUUAACCCACAACCCCGACCCGCUUUCACUCUCAUCAGCCAACUGACCGGCUUAGGGAUUGGCAUCUACGCAGUGGCAUUUUGAGCCGCAGGGUCCUGUGGUUUUUUUAAAUGUAACGGAUAGCUGACUGAAGGGUGACAGAGAGGCCACCCUCUGCUCAGAACCCGUAAGGGGGUCACGCUGAUAAGCGGGGGCUGGCUGACUUGCAAGGCUGCCUCUUACGAAUCAACGCGUGUCUGCGUCUGUCUGACAGGACCGUUUGUGGGGGGGUGGGCGGGAUUUUGAGUGUAAGUGUGAAACAAUAAUUGGCUCUUCAGUCAGUCACACAGGCUGUCGGUUCGCUGGCCUCUCUGUCAGUCAUUGGUCACUUCCCCUGGUCCACAGCGUGAGCUGUUCUACUGAAGGAGAUUGGCCUGUCGGAUAAAACAUCAAUAAAAGAACCUCCUGAAGAUGUACAUCUGUACCCCCCCCCCAAUGUAAUGAUUUGGUCUUGGCUUAAAAAAGCAAAAAAAAAAAAAAAAAAAAAAUUAAAUGCGGCAUUUCCCCUUUUUUAAAUUCACGGAAUUUCUUUUUCCAUUUCAUGUAGAAACGAGGGGAAACGUGCAUACUGUACAUUCCACUUCAUGACACCUGUUAUUAAAAUCAAGCCCACGCCGUGGAGUAGGAAGGCAUGAGAUCCUGAGCAGAAUCGCUGCUUCUCAGUUGCUUCCUUACCUACUUUAACAGUUCCUCUUUGCCUAAGAAACCAGUUCUUAUGGUCCACUUCUUUUUUUUAUUUUUAUUUUGUUCACUUUAUUGCCAAGUUGCUUAGUUAGCACUGAUGCACUUUUUUGGACACGACACAGACAAUCACCCACUGAGGGCAAUUGAGUUCUGACAUCACAUGCCAUGUGGUUUUUUUUUUUUUUUUUCCCCUUCUCCUUUUAAUUUAUGGGCUCGACCCCUCCUGUGAAGAGGCGGUGGGGUUGCAGCCUUGGUGCCAGUCUACUGGCUAGCGUUAGCCUUUCAAUCUGACGAACACGGAGCCGACUGGCGAGUACUGUAAUAAUUUUUUUUUUGUGCGUUUCGUGAUCAGCAUGUUCCUCGAGACGGAGUGAUGGUAGCCACUCGGUGCUCUUGCGUAUAACCUGGGCGAAUGUUCACAAGCUAGCCGAAAUCAUUUUACGCGUCAGUUCCUACCUGCUCCACUAGGUGCAGUAUAUUAAAAAAAAAAAAAAAAUUAAAUAUGGUUGUAUUUUAUUUAGCGAGUUAAUGCUUCACAUUAUAUUUUUUAUCGCAAGGCCAAGGCCUCCCUUGGAUAAAUAUGUAACAGACACUACGGGGAGCUAGACGGACACAUGGCCUGUUGGAAAAGAGAAAGUCUUCAAUGUGAAUACUCACACGACACUGCACUAUAGGGAUCUCAAGAGAGGUGUGGGGGACAAAACAUGCAGAUAGUCCAGUUCAGGGGGCUGUGGAGGCCUUGCACCACGUCUCUUUCCAGUAGAAAUGUGGAGGAUCUGCUGAAUGCAAAAAUGCAAGAAAACUGUAUAUGAUCUGUUUCGUUCCUCCAGCAUAUUCUGCUGGGCAUCUAUCUGUAAACGGCAACAUGCCUGAGAAGGAUCAGAGAAUUUUGAAAGCGGUCAUCGUCAGAAAAAGUUGAUCUUCUGGAGUCACAAUGAACAGUGACACGCCUACGGGAGAAAAUGUGCAUUUUUCGAGGGCAGAAAGAGCUGGAAUCAAAUACUGCGAGUCCAUAAAUUGAAUGUAAUACUAGUUCUGUGCUGCUCUGUGUUGCAAGUUCUGUGUUUUGCAAACGCUUUACACUGUGUGUGUGCUUAAAAAUAGAAAAAUCUGUAAAUAUUAAUUGCGAACAUUAAAAAAAGUCUUUAAAUGUA
Messenger RNA from Anguilla anguilla (European eel), 4031 nucleotides. It is a transcript of the gene btbd2a, whose product is annotated as BTB (POZ) domain containing 2a. Gene Ontology annotation, biological process: neurogenesis. NCBI's taxonomy places the organism in Eukaryota, Metazoa, Chordata, Actinopteri, Anguilliformes, Anguillidae. The transcript has 9 exons. The record is from RefSeq and is a predicted model, not a curated record. Gene Ontology annotation, molecular function: protein binding. Gene Ontology annotation, cellular component: P-body; cytosol. The coding region runs from base 114 to 1958 and encodes 614 amino acids.